Messenger RNA from Apodemus sylvaticus (European woodmouse), 999 nucleotides. RefSeq names its product CDC42 effector protein 5 (gene Cdc42ep5). Lineage: Eukaryota; Metazoa; Chordata; Mammalia; Rodentia; Muridae. The coding region runs from base 369 to 830 and encodes 153 amino acids. The record is from RefSeq and is a predicted model, not a curated record. The transcript has 3 exons.
GCUUCCACUACGCUCAGUCCUAGUCUCCUCCUGUCUCUACAGUCCCUUCUAAGGGCCCUCGGCUUUUCUACCGUCCAGGCUUUCUAGUCCUUUAAAUCCGAGAGGCAAAUUUGAGAGAGUAAGGAAGGCUGGGAGGGGCCUAUGGCUUAACCCUCUCAACCCGGGGACAAGAGACCAACUUGGCUGACUGGGCGUUGACUCGGUGCUUGGUUGGGAGGCUGCCAUGGAGCCCAAGAGGGGCUGAAGCUUAUUCCCGGUGCAGGUGAGAUCGCUCCUGGAGAAAGAAGGAAAAAGGCGCCAGAGAGGCAGCCUCGAGGCCGGGAGGGACCCCAGCUUUAGCCGGACCUCAAUUCAGUCUGGACCACGAGAUGUCGGUAUUGAAGCAGAUGGUCCCUGCACAGCCCAAGAAGCGACUGGAUCGUGGAGCACUCUCUAUCUCUGCACCACUGGGAGACUUCAGGCACACUUUGCACGUAGGACGCGGUGGCGACGCCUUCGGGGACACCUCAUUCCUGAGUCGCCACGGGGGUGGUCUGCCUCCUGAGUCAGGAGCCCCACCGGUCGUGGCCCCACAUUCUGUCCCUCCACCUGCAGUCCCACAGCCCCCUGCGCCUGGUCUCCGAGUGCCUUCACCUGCCGACCCGCUAAUGCCCUUCCACCUGGACCUGGGCCCCUCUAUGCUGGACGCGGUGUUAGGCGUCAUGGACGCAGAGCGCGGCAAGACAGUGGCUACCGAGCCCGAUGGGGAUGCCCACCCUGGAGCGCAGCACCCCACGGGCCGCUGCUGCUCCAGUGCUGACCUCCAGCUGGACGACGUCAUCGGUCUGUAGUGUCACGAUUUCUGCAACCCUUUUCCCCAGCACUCCUUUUGUACACACAAAAUGGCCAGCUUUGUGCCAUGACUGUCUAUUCGCUUUAUGCGGUAAGGGGACAGAAGCAAGACAGUGGUGGGGUGCCAACAACUAAAAGUCAAAUCUGUCGUCAGUGAUGUUCCUUUAA